UUAUAGUGUUAACAAUAAAUAGCAACUAAGUUUUCAGUUAUUCACAAAUUUAAUUUUAGUCAAAUCGAAUGGUCAACAGCUGGAAGAAAAUACUUAACCCUCCACAUAAUGUGUCUGGCAGUUAAUUUACUCCAAAUUGAUCCAAGUUUGUGAUUAAAGGCUUUGAUAGCAAUGUAUUGGACGAUACAUGUGUGAUAUUUUCGGCACUGAUUACAAAUCUAAGCAACCACUCUUGUUAUCGAGCCAUAUUCUCAAAAAAUUUCAAUUCGCGUUGUUUUAUGAAAUAUAUGAAACAAUUGAUAGAGCCUUCAUAGUCAUUUUUGCACAAUGAGACUGGAUUUGAAUUCAGCAUGAAAUAAAUUACCAAAACGCCUGGGUCUGGUCUUCAUUGGUAUAACUUGAAAUAACAAAAUAAUUAUUGUGAACUUAGUUGUACAGGACAUCCACUGAUCUCCCUACUAACCACAGAUAAGUGAGGAAAAUUAAGCAGAGUACUUUCUUCAUCAGUGGAAACUUGCUUAAAAUGAUUGAAAAUCAAAUGUCAAUGUUGGGUGCCAUCUCCAGUAAUCAUAAAGUGCCUAUCCAUGUCACAAGCUAACUGAUGUCUAACACUAAGCAAGAUUUUUUGUUCUUGAACAAAAAUGGACAUGGAAUUAUCGGACAAAUUGAUAUAUUCAAGGUUGUGCAGAAAAUAUCUGCUGGUAUUUUUAUUAGCAACAUUUGCCGACUGGCUUCAAGGCCCCUACAUAUAUAGAUUAUACACCCAUUACGGAUACAGCAGUGCCGAUGUCUUGCUGCUGUACGUUGUGGGUUUUGCAAGUAGUACAGCAUUUGGCAUUGUUGUUGGUUAUUUAGCUGAUAAAUUUGGAAGAAAGAAACUAUGCGUCAUUUACAGUAUUUUGUACUCUUUGGCUUGCCUCUUGAAGAUUUACAAUAGCUUCAGUGUUUUAUUCGUUGGCCGAAUACUCGGCGGUAUAUCUACGUCCAUAUUAUUUUCUACCUUUGAAUCAUGGUACAUUGGGCAACAUUUGAUCAAAUAUGAUUUGGAAAAGGAUUGGAUUAAUUUAACAUUAACCAAAUCUACAUUUUACAACGGACUUCUUGCGAUUCUUGCUGGAUUUGUAUCUUCCAUAUUUGUUGACAAGUUAGAUAUGGGUCCUCUAGCUCCGUUUUUAUUAGCAGUCCCAAUCCUCGUAGCUGCAGGUUAUUCCUGUGCCAUUCUUUGGGAUGAAAAUCCUGUUCUUAGUCAUAGUUUUAAGGAAGAAAAGUACGAGAGUAGUUUGACGCUAAUCAUAAAUAAGCAUAAUAGAAUUUUAUUGUACUUAGGUAUAGUUCAAUCAUUGUAUGAAUCAGUGAUGUAUGUAUUCGUAUUUUUAUGGACUCCAGUCUUGGAACCAAUUCACCCAAGUCAGGGCGUUAUAUUUAGCUUUUUUAUGAUGUGUAUAAUGCUUGGUAGCUACUUUUACACAGUUUUGCAUUCACGUUUUCGCUUAUCUUGCGAACGUCUCUUGAACAUUUCUAUACUUGUUAGUUUCUUUAGUAUUUCUAUGUGCACGUACGGUUCUUACAUUCAAACGGACAAGUCUAGCGAAGUACUUGGAACUUACCUAUGUUUGUUCUCAUUUCUAUGCUACGAAGUUGCGAUAGGAAUAUACUAUCCUGCUAUCGGGUACUUGAGGGGAAUUGUAAUUCCAGAAACUCACCGUGCUAGUAUUAUUAACUGGUUUAGAGUUCCUAUGAAUUUAAUGACUUGUGCAAUUUUACUGUACGUUAGGUUUAAGUUACCUUACAAUUAUCAAGUAUUCUUAUUCAGUGCAGCCAGUUUGAGUGUUGCAUGCUACUCGUCGUCAAGAUUUGUUAACUUAUAUAAUAGAGAUCUCAAAUAUUCUCAGGCAAAAAUAACUACUGCACACCCUAAUAUACUUCUUCUUUAAAUUUUCAUUUAUUGAUCAUAAUUCCUUGUCAGAUUUCAACUAGAGAUUUCACGGUUACCAAGUGACAACAAAAAAUCAAACUCACUCCAACUUGGCGUGGAUUCAUAAAGCCUGAUCUAUCAGUCGAAUUCUUUUAUUUUGAAAAAAAAUUUUCCUAGUUUGAAGAAAUUUUGGUGAGUACCAGAAGCGCUGUAAAAUUCUCCGACACUUACAGUUUUUUUCCCCAGUUAUUACCAAAUUCCGUUAUGACUGAACACCCUAUUCAUUUAUAUUCAGGUCCAACAAAUUAGUUUUGUAUGAUCCACGAUAUUGUAGUUGGCAUUCAGUUAGUCUGCAAUAGAAUUAUUCCGCUGUAGUUGAACUGUUAAAUAUUCUAAAGUUGCAUGACAUGCUCACAUGAAUAGAAUAGCUAAAAAGCCAUUUGAAUAAAGCCUAGAAAUGGGAAAUUUGUACAUAAACAAUGUCAUUACCUCCUCAAUUUCUUUGUUUAUCAUGUACUUGAAGUUCCGAAGGUUCAUUUUAAUGAAUAUAUAUUUAUGGACUUAUACCACAAUCAUUUGACAAAACGUUUUCACCACAUAUAACGAUUUUUUCCAAAAUUAUUAACCAAUUGGUAAAUUGUUCUUUAAAUUUGUGGCAAAGUUUUUUCAAUUAUUGUUUCGAACUUCGAGUGUAUCGUGCAUUAGGAACUACGAAGCAUGAGCCAUAAAACGCAUAUGCCUCUAUAAAAUAUUCAAAUGUGUAUUUGAACAAUCGAUACAUAAAGUACAAAUAAAGAAACUGAGAUUCAAA
This is a messenger RNA of Neodiprion fabricii, 2726 nucleotides long. RefSeq names its product molybdate-anion transporter-like. Gene Ontology annotation, molecular function: molybdate ion transmembrane transporter activity. Gene Ontology annotation, cellular component: membrane. Lineage: Eukaryota; Metazoa; Arthropoda; Insecta; Hymenoptera; Diprionidae. The transcript is spliced from 2 exons. Gene Ontology annotation, biological process: molybdate ion transport. The coding region runs from base 642 to 1934 and encodes 430 amino acids. The record is from RefSeq and is a predicted model, not a curated record.